Messenger RNA from Durusdinium trenchii, 711 nucleotides. NCBI's taxonomy places the organism in Eukaryota, Dinophyceae, Suessiales, Symbiodiniaceae. The record is from the annotation of a GenBank genome assembly.
UAACCUUCUCAGUCCGACAGCUUUCGGAGUUCCAGCUCCGCACGCCGCACCGAUGGCGCUCGCCGCUACACUCCACGUGGUGAACGUUGCGGCGUGGCUUUCAUGGUGCCUCUUGCUGCUCCAUGCGCUCCUGCCACACAGGGAUGCAGGUCUUCGGGACGGCAACGCCAAGAUGCUUUUCUUGGCCUUGCAGGCCUUGAUGGCACUGGAGGUUUGUGCCAUCACCUUCUCUCGGAAGUGUAGCGUCGGGAACUUCCUGCAAACGGGGCUGGGCGUCUUCAUCUGUCUUUUCCGGGUGAGCACGGCCUUGCUGGUGGUCCCACUGUUGGAGAACGAGUGGCUCCAGAAGGCACUCCUCGCCGGCUGGGCCUUGUCGGACACCGUGCGCUACGCAGCGCUCGUGGGCAAAGGUGUGGCGUCCUUGCAGCGCUUGCGCCGCGCGGCGUCCACGGUGCUCUUCCCGCUGGUGGCGCUGGCAGAACUGGGGGCUGCAGGGUUGGUGCUGGAGACGAGUUCGGAGAGGACGCGGCAUUUCUUGAUGGCCCAGAUGUGCGUGACGCUGCUGGGCGUGCCCGUGGGGUCCUUCCUGUUUCUGCGGGCGGCGUCCAAGAAAUCCACCUGAAGGAACUUGGGAUCUAGCAGAGGCCACUGAGCAGAUCAUAGCGGGUCCUCAUUGAACGCUCUGCCGGCUUCCUCGAUCAGCAUGCUGAA